This is a messenger RNA of Quercus robur (English oak), 904 nucleotides long. Its product is annotated as LOB domain-containing protein 19. Gene Ontology annotation, cellular component: nucleus. Gene Ontology annotation, biological process: positive regulation of DNA-templated transcription; hormone-mediated signaling pathway. The record is from RefSeq and is a predicted model, not a curated record. Lineage: Eukaryota; Viridiplantae; Streptophyta; Magnoliopsida; Fagales; Fagaceae. The transcript has 2 exons. Bases 157 to 771 code for a protein of 204 amino acids.
CCAUAUUGUCAUAUUUAAAAUAAGAAGAAGAAGAAUAAAUAACAAACCAACCCCCUUGUGUCCCUAAAUACCCAUCUCUCUCUCUGUACCCCACAAAUUAACACAAACAUAAGCUGAUUUCUGUGAAAAGAAGAAAGGGUGUGUGGGAGAGUAGUAAUGAGUGCAAGUAACGGAGGUGGGCCUUGUGGAGCUUGCAAGUUCCUAAGGCGAAAGUGCGUAAACGGUUGUGUAUUUGCACCCUAUUUUGACUCAGACCAAGGGACGGCUCACUUUGCUGCGGUGCACAAGGUGUUUGGUGCUAGCAAUGCUUCCAAGCUCCUCUUGCGCAUUCCGGCACAUAAGCGACUCGAUGCGGUGGUCACGCUUUGCUAUGAGGCUCUGUCUAGGGUUAGAGACCCUGUCUAUGGCUGUGUUGGUCACAUCUUUACUCUCCAACAACAGGUAGUGAAUUUGCAGGCUGAGCUAGCCUAUGUUCAGGCCCAUCUUUCAACGUUUCAGCGCCUUCCUCCACUUCCUCCACCUCAAUCUCAGAGCCCCUCUCCUACAAAUCAUCACCAUUGCACAUCAGAUUUAGCGACAAGUUCAGACUUGCAGCACAGCUUAUCCAUGCAGUUUGAUCCUAUACAACCCCAGCCAACAUCAACUGAAUUAACAAGUUAUUUCAAUCCAUUGGCUGAAGAACUCGAAGGUGGGGAUGUCCAAGCAUUGGCUCGAGAAUUGAUCUCUAGGUACUUGCCCGGAGUAAGAUUCCGGGCUUCAAGUCCUCACUAAAUGUUUAGCUUCUUUUUAUUGUAUGUUCUAAUGCAUGACAAUUUAGUGCUUUUUUUUUGGCGCUCUAAUGUCUAAUGGAAUUGCACUUGAAUUUCUACAAGUUUAAAUGUAUGAGAGUCAUGCUACUAGGAUA